AUGAAAACAUCGGACUUUGACAGCAGGACGAGCUUCAUCUGGAAAGAACUGAAAAGUGGAAACCUCUGCUUAAGGAUCUCCAACCUGAAGCUGUCUGAUGCUGGGAGAUCCCAGUGCAAGAGGCUUUGGAAGAACGGCCCUCGAGACAGCACCACAGUGGAGCUGUUUGUGUGCAUGUCCACACACAGACCCAGAGCUACAGUGAGAGCAUCCAGGAGGUCGAUACCAGUGGCUGGCACUCUGACUCUGACCUGUUCUGUUGAGGAGUCUGCGGGUUGGAGCUACGACUGGUUCACACGUUCCCCAGACGGUGAUGAAACCGCCAUCGCAACACAUCGUGAGCAUAACUCUCUCAACAUCUCACAGGGAGGCAGCUACUGGUGCAGGGGAAGAAGGACUCACUCAGAUUUCUUCUCAGAGAAGAGUCACGUGCAUCACAUCGACAAAACCUUGUCUAACAGAAGCUUUGUCGUGCUGCAACACAACUGGACUCAGAUAUUCAGUGGUGAGACGAUCUCUGUCGGGUGUGAGAUCCAGGGAGGAGGAGACACCCAGUGGGAAUAUGAAUGGAGGACAACAAGCUCCCACCAACCAGUCACUAGUCCAAACACAGCUCCCACACACAGUGAAUACAGGCUGGGCACUGCCUCUGUUUUCCACAGUGGAAAGUACUGGUGUAAGGCCAGAGCGAACUUGUAUUCCUCAACAGAGUGGAGUGAUGCCUUCCAGCUUAGAGUAACACCCAAUAAACCCAGGCCCAGGCUGACUGCCCAUAACACAACCAUCACAGGAAAGGGAAGCGUAGCACUGACCUGCUCUGUGGAUAACGCGGCUGAGUGGAGAUACGACUGGUUCAAAAGAACCUCAGCCUCCUCUGCAGCUCAGAUCCUAAGAUAUAAUGAAACAGAUGAUGAAAUCAGCAUCUCAGAGGAAGGCAUCUACAACUGCAGAGGACGGAGAGGAGACAAUACUUACCUCACAGAGGACAGCAACCUAGUCACAGUAGAGAACAGAGUUUCCCACAAGGUGUCUGUGGCCCUGCAACCUGACUGGUCUCUGGUCUUCAGAGGUGAGACGAUCACUGUCCGGUGUGAGGUCCCUGCAGAUGUACUGACUGAGUGGGAGUAUGAAUGGACCAUACCCAACUCCAAUACGGUUCCAACACACAAUGAAUACAGGAUUGUCAAUGCGUUCUCGUCCGACAGUGGAAGCUACAGGUGUUUGGCUAAAGACAAGAAGAACUUGAAUUCCACAACCGAGUGGAGCGAUGACAUCACACUAACAGUUUCUGAAAGACCAGCAGCUAACCUGAGCGCCGACCACACAGCCUUUCCAGUAGGGGGCAGUGUGCUCCUGACCUGCUCCGUGGGCCCAGCAUCACCUGGCUGGAAUUAUUAUUGGUACAGAGGUGAGAAAACCUUGGAGCCCCUGAAGGAUGAGGAUUUCAAGUCAAAUGGACAAAGUGCUAGUGCCUCACGUGAAGGACUGUACUGGUGCAGAGGAGGAAGAGGAGAUCCAGUUUACUACACCCAGUACAGUAACUCAGUCAGGAUUCAUGCAAUUGUCCACAACAGAGCUGCUGUGACUCUUCAACCCAACUGGCCGAACAGAUACAUAGGAGAAACCGUCACACUGAGGUGUGAGAUUCAGGGAGGAGACUCUGAGUGGGAGUAUGAAUGGACAGCAACCAGCUCACAUGCACCUCCCAACACAAAGGAAUUCAGGAUCAGUCUGGGGUCACAUCUGAGCUACAGCUACUGGUGUCAGGGCCGACUGAAAGGUGCAUGGCAGAACUCAACAGGAUGGAGUGUUCCCCUCACGUUGGACCUGUCUAACGCGGCUGCACCACGACCUGUCGUCACUGUGUCUCCGUCAUGGCUGACUCCUGGAGCCUCAGUUACUCUCACCUGUGGGGGGGUUCCACAUCCGACUGCAGGAUGGAGGUUUUACUGGUACAGAUACAGAGCUGACCCAACUUGUUCGUAUCCAGUCUGCAGACCUCAACAUAAAUUUCAAAUUCAGGAUAGACCGGUUACAAUAGAUAGGGUUUAUCCUCCACGCAGUACGAUAUUAAGGGACAUUCCUCAGUACAGUUAUGAGCUGCUCCCAGGAAGCAACGGAGGGACUGAACAAAACUACUCCGUCAUCCAAGGCCUGACGGAGUCAGCAGGUUAUGCAUGUCGAGCUGGAAGAGGAGACCCCGUGUUUUACACUGAGUACAGUGAUACAAAGUGGGUCUGGCAUGGAGAUUCCAAUUCGUCAGUGUCUCUCACAGUGAGGCCGGACACAGUGCAGCACUUCAGACAUGACAAGAUCCAUCUGACCUGCGAGGGAAACUCUGAUAAGUGGAUAUUGUGGCUGUUUACUGUAGACAGAUUGUUAGAGUGCAAAUCUCAGGACACAAUCCCAAGCUCCACAUGGUCCUUGGGAGAUCUUUCUUCUGGAGUUGUCUGGUGUGGAUCUGGAUCAGAGCUCAGCAACGCAGUCAACAUCACUACAGAUUCAGAUAUUGUUAUCCUGGAGAGCCCUGUCCAUCCUGUGACUGGGGGACAGUCCGUUACUCUUGGCUGCACAUGGUUUAGAAGAAGCCUCGAUUUCAGCUUCUCUUUCUACAAAAAUGGUGAACUCCUCCAAAGAGAUGUCAGUUCGAAACUGGAAAUCUCCGCUGUGUCAAAGUCAGAUGAAGGUUUCUACAAGUGUGAACAUUCAGGAGUCCUCUCACCGGAGAGUUGGAUGUCAGUAAAAUAUUCAGAUAUUGUUAUCCUGGAGAGCCCUGUCCAUCCUGUGACUGGGGGACAGUCCGUUACUCUUGGCUGCACAUGGUUUAGAAGAAGCCUCGAUUUCAGCUUCUCUUUCUACAAAAAUGGUGAACUCCUCCAAAGAGAUGUCAGUUCGAAACUGGAAAUCUCCGCUGUGUCAAAGUCAGAUGAAGGUUUCUACAAGUGUGAACAUUCAGGAGUCCUCUCACCGGAGAGUUGGAUGUCAGUAAAAUAUUCAGAUAUUGUUAUCCUGGAGAGCCCUGUCCAUCCUGUGACUGAGGGACAGUCCGUUACUCUCGGCUGCUCAUGGUUCGGAAGAAACCUCAAUUCCAGCUUCUCGUUCUACAAAAAUGGUGAACUCCUCCAAAGUGAUGUCAGAGGGAAACUGGAAAUCUCAGCUGUGUCAAUAUCAGAUGAAGGUUUCUACAAGUGUGAACAUUCAGGAGUCUUCUCACCGGAGAGUUGGAUGUCAGUAAAAUCACCUCCCUGUCCGUCUCCUGUGCCGCUGGUUGUUGGGCUGGUUGGUGGCAUCACACUGAUUCUCUUCCUCUCGCUGCUGCUGUUGUGUUGGUGCAGGAAUUCAAAGAAUCUGUAUUGUGACAGGCACAGCCAGUCUCAGAGAACCAAUCAGAGCUCAGACCCAACUGUUCACCACGAUGAAAUCCAGCUGCAAGUGUACUCGUCUCUUCUCCACGGAACCCGAGGUGAUCCAGAGGAGACGUCUGACUACGUUAAUGAAAAUCCACAUUCAGCUUCAGGAUCAAGAUGAAUGGUGCAUCCUCCAGAAAAACAGAACAUGAAAAUCAACAUUCAUCCUAAACACCUUCACAUAUUAGACUCACCAGUUUUGUAACAGCUCAUUGAAAAGAACGACAUGAUCUGGUUGGAAUUUCAGUAUAAAUUAAAAAAUAAAUGCUGUGAUAUUUGCUUUUGUGUUUAUGUUCAAUAUUUCAAUUGGCUGAUAUGGGCCUUUUAGGAUAUAUACUAAUAUGAAAAGCUUCAUUUUACAGGAUAAACAAUGUGCAUUAUGAUUAUAUUUUACAUUGAACAUUUUUUUGUCUUAAUUCAAGUUCUAUAUAUUCUCAUAUUUGUGUUUUCUUUCAAUUUAUCUUUAUUUCUUUGAAAAAAAUUGUUAUACUUAAACUUUAUUGCCAAUUUUAUACACAAGUGAUGUUUUUUUACUCCUUGAUAACGGUAUCGGCAUUGGCCCUGUAAUGGAAAAAUUAACUAACUAUGUGUGAAACCUAUGUUGUAGUUGGCAAGUAAAUUUUUGCAGACCUGUCUAAAUACUUUAUGGCCUGGACUGUUUUAUGGUCUGAACUGUGUAUGACCUGAAAACUGUGCAUAAGUGAAUCAUUUGUCAUUGUUCAGAUCCCUCUCCCAUCCUGAGCUUACAGAACCAGUUUGGAUUGGUUCAGAGAGACAGCCCUAGUCCUCCUAUAUAAGAUCAUUGUAUUUGACUGUCCUGCAUCUUCACUCUGAGAUCCUUGUGGUUUCUCUGUGUUGAUCCUUUCUGCAGAAAGCCCCUUACUAAAUGCACAAGGACAAAUAUUGUGUUCCAGCCUCUUGUAUUUCCAGAUUUCCAUCACAGCCCCUAAAAAAAGCUUAUUCUGUAUAUUUUUGCCAGAGUCAUGCAACAAAAGUUUGAAUGCAACCUGUGAUGUUUUCCAUUCAUACGUAAAUAUAUGUCUCAGCUAUUAUUCACCAAUGACUCAAUGAAGGACGAUGUCAAGAAAGACAUCGUCUGGCUGUGUGUUAUGUUCCAUAUACAGUCUGUGGUUAGGUGUGAUUAUUUCCAUGGCUCGUCAUUCUCUGUUUGAUGAAUACACUGCAGACAGUUUAGCUUUUUGUUUUGAAAUGUGAUGAACUGUAACAGAUUAUAAUUCAAAUACAUAAUUGAAUGUGUUCUUUCUUUUAUCUUUAUUAAACUGUAAAAUCGCA
Messenger RNA from Limanda limanda (common dab), 4700 nucleotides. RefSeq lists its product as uncharacterized. Lineage: Eukaryota; Metazoa; Chordata; Actinopteri; Pleuronectiformes; Pleuronectidae. The transcript has 17 exons. The coding region runs from base 1 to 3528 and encodes 1175 amino acids. Gene Ontology annotation, molecular function: transmembrane signaling receptor activity. Gene Ontology annotation, biological process: cell surface receptor signaling pathway. The record is from RefSeq and is a predicted model, not a curated record.